Molecule: messenger RNA, 9240 nt
Organism: Columba livia (rock pigeon)
Lineage: Eukaryota; Metazoa; Chordata; Aves; Columbiformes; Columbidae
Gene: SETD2
Product: SET domain containing 2, histone lysine methyltransferase
Exons: 21
Coding region: 537-8273 (2578 amino acids)
Biological process (GO): regulation of DNA-templated transcription
Cellular component (GO): chromosome; nucleus
Molecular function (GO): histone H3K36 methyltransferase activity; protein binding
Source: RefSeq, a predicted model, not a curated record
GAUCCCGGUGGUGCUGUGGCUCAUCCCGGUGUGGUCCCAGGGAUGGUGGGGAGAUCUCACUGAUCCCGGGGGUGUUUGAUCCCAAGGAGAUCCCGGUGGUCCCACGGCCGAUCCCGCUGUGGCCCCGGGGAGCUCUGGGUGGCCCCGUCGCCGAUCCCGCUGUGGCCGCGCUGAUCCCGGGGCUGAUCCGGUCCCGGCGCUCCCCGGCCCCCGAGCCGAGCGGAGCGGGGCUGGGAGCGGGGCUGGGAGCGGCGGCGCGGUGGCGCGGCGGGGAGGAGGAGCCGGGCGGCCGGGGCGGACUCGCGGGCCGGGCCGGGCCGGGCCGGGCAGGGCAGGGCAGGGCACGGCGCGGAUGGCGGGGCCCCGCCGGCGGCCGCUGCAGCGCGGGGCCCGGCGGAGGAUGUGAGGCGGCGGCGGCGGCGGCGGCGGCGGAGCCCCCGCCGGGCUGGGAGGGCGGAGAGGGGCCUCCCCCGCGGCGCGGCCCGGCCCUGCCCGCCCGAGGGGCCGCGCCUGCCCCCGACAGCGCCCGCCCGACCAUGGGGGACUUCUACGACCCGGAGCACCCGACCCCGGAAGAAGAAGAAAAUGAGGGCAAGCCUGAAACCGUGCAGAGAGCCGGCUUUAUCAAAGGCCCGGUGUUCAAAGGCGUCGCUUCCAGUCGCUUUUUGCCCAAAGGCACCAAAACAAAGGUCAACCUUGAGGAGCAAGGAAGACAAAAGGUGUCUUUCAGCUUUAGUUUAACCAAGAAGACCUUACCGAAUAGAUUUCUGACUGCUCUCGGAAACGAGAAGCAAAAUGAAAGUCAGACCUCGCCAGCAGUACCCCUGCAGACUGAGCUUAACCCCAAAACUAAAAUGGACCCUGGGGAUGCUGCUGGUUCAGCUGAGGAGUCUUCACCUCCCAAACCGAAGGUAGAAUUAGGGAAGAUCCAUUUUAAAAAGCAUUUACUUAACGUCACCGCAAAACCGCCACCAGCUACAGCAGCGACGCUGCUGCCGCCGCCGCCCGUGACGCCGGGAACGGAACCAGUGGCCUCGGCCACGGACUUUCCCUCGACGCCGCCGCCUCCCCCGCCUCCCCCUCCGCCGGCGGCGUCACCAGCAGCGUCGAUGCCGGUUCCUGCGGCCGCGGCUUUGCCACAACCGCCGGCGACGCUGAUGGCGACGCUGUUACCGUUGCCGCCCGCGGAAGCCGAAGUCCCCGCUUCCAAGGAGCCGUGUCACGCAGGUCCCAAGGAGGCUUUGGAGCCGGACGCCAAGCAGGACGUGGCAUCGCGCGGUUCGGAAGAGCGUGUCGCUCCAAACGCGCCCGAGCGGACAGAAAUAACUCUGCAGAAGGAAGAUUCCCAUAUUGGGAAGGAGGAGGAGGUUUCCGACGGCUCGAAGGGCGCUGCGCUCUGCUCCCGGCGGCUCGGCUCCAAGAGGAAGUUCUCGCAGUCCGACGGCACGGUGCUGGGCUCCGAGUCCGACGAAGAUUCGGUGAGGACCUCGUCCAGCCAGCGGUCCCACGAGCUGAAGGUAUCCAGUACAGAAAAGGAGAGAGAUCCCAGAAGAAGCUCCGCGUCCCUCAGAGGUGACGACCCAGGGAAAUCCUCCUCGCGUUCCAAGUCGGACAGGGAUGAGAAGUACUCGAGCUAUUCCAAAUCAGAAAGAGAUUCGGACAGGGAUGAGAAGUACUCGAGCUAUUCCAAAUCGGAAAGAGAUUCACGGUAUUCGUUCUCCCGCUCUCGGUCGGACAGAGAGAGGAGGCGAAGCCGAUCUCAUUCCCGGUCCCGAUCCGACCGGAGCUCCCGAACCAGCUCUUCCUACUCCAGGUCGGAGCGCUCGCAUUACUAUGAAUCCGACCGCAGAUACCACCGGAGCUCCCCGUACAGGGAAAGGUCGCGAUAUUCCCGUUCGUAUGCGGACAGCCGGGCGCGAGAUAGCUCGGACUCGGACGACGAGUAUCGGAGGACACAUUCCAGAUCGAGCGACUCCAGGCGGACGUCGUCCCACUCCUCCUCCUCCUACAGAGACUCCAGGAGUUCUUACUCUAAGUCGGACAGGGACAGCAAAGUAGAGUCGUCUCACGCCGAUGCGGAGAGGAGAGGAAGAUCUUCAAAAGCGGAUAGAGAUUCCAAAAGGACUUCCGAAAGCGAAGUAACCAAAAGGUGCUCUCCCCUUGACGAGCUAGGCUACCGAAAGGGGACAUCCCAUUCUAAGCCCGACAGUAAUGUGAAUUCCUCCCGUUAUAAGUCCACCCCUUCAAAGACCCCCACACCAAAGCCUGAUAAAUUUAAGAGUUCUUUCUGUUGUACAGAAUCGAUCGAAGAAAUAAAACAGCAGUCUAAUUCUCUAGAUUCAGAGGCCUCUUGUCUAAAAAGCAGUGAGAUCAGGAUGUCCGUCGUGAGAAGAUUUGAAAGGGAAAAGACGCUUUCUCCGCUACAUCAGUUGAACGAUUCGCCCGCUUGUAAAAAGGCAGACGAAUCGAAAGCGGGUUUUGCCAACUCCGAGGAGCUUGCAGGAAACGAAUGCCACAACAGUGUUAAGGAACAAGAAACUUUAUUAAAGAUAAAGCAUGAACAGUUAAGAACGUGUUACCCUUUGGAGAUGAGUGUAAAUGGGUCCCUGGAGGGUAGAGCUGAUGCUUUGGCAACAUCCAGUGCCUCCAGACCAGAGGAUGUGGCCGUGUCUUCUGGCGAUAGCCUGUGUCGCUCAGAAGCAUCACCUGUCGUGGAGAUGAACCCGUCGUAUCCGUUGCCAUCUAACGGGUUGGAGAGCACGUGCGCGUCUCGAGAGCAGGAGCCCGACGACUCUCGGGUCCAGUCCAGCGAGUGCAACAGCCUGUUUGGGGAAGCGGAGGCUCCGGCCCCGCAGCAGCAGGAGGAAUCCACCCCUUUGCCCGUCCUGAAUGUAGAUCACUCUCAAACCAUACUUAAAAAGCUGGACGAUCAGGCGACUCUGUGCGACAAAACCAAAGAACCAUUGCUUUGCUACAUUUCGGACGAUACCGCCCCCGCUUUGUACCAUUCGGAAGUUGAAAUCGAAGCGGAACCGGUGGAUAUAAAAGUUACGUCCGAGGCUUUUCUGGACGUGCAGGUGGAGCCGCAGACGGUUACGUGCGAGUACGAGAGCGCGGAAGAUCAGCACGUGGGGUCGGCCUGUGAUGGGGAGCACGACCGUCCCUCCCCAAAAACGGACCCAGCCGCGGAGAGCUCGGGCAGGGAUUCCUCCCAGGAUGGCUCUUCCCCGAGGCUCAGGGACCAUCCCGUGCUGGGGGAAAGCACCUCUUCCAAAUGGGACGUGCCGCCGCCACAUUUGGAAUCCGACGAGGCGCUGGAGUCGGGGACCCGGCGCGUCAGCCCCGGUUCGGCACAAGGCAAGUUGUCGUUUCGAGAUGAACAUUCGUACUAUUCGGAAGCGCCGCUGGAGCACCGCGACAGAGAGGUUGUGGAAGAAAGCGCCGUAUCCACCGGGGGCGCCGGGCCGGAUGAUUUGAGCAUUCAGUGUCCCAGCGUAUCAGCCGAGAAGGAUGAGGGACACGAGCCUUUUGUGGCUUCGGCUUUUCCAGACGCCUUAUUUCCCUCUUGCGACGUUGUUGUCACCGCAGAAGAGACAGAAACGGUGACUCAAGCCCCGACGUGCGACAGCAGCGGCAACGCCUCCGAAUUCAUCCCUGCCGGCCGCCACGAUUACUCGGACACGGGGGAGAGCGACAGCGAGGGGGGCAGCGAAGACAGUGACACGGAGGACUCGGAUUCUGAUGACGGCACGCCACGGAAACGCCUGCAGUCCGUGGUGGUGGUGCCGAAGAACUCGACUAUCGCCAUGGAGGAGAGCAGCCCUGGUUCCUCGCGGAGCAGCCAGGGCAACCGGCGCUUCUCCGACCACUGGGACGAUGAGCGACCCGAGCCCAGUAGACCCUACUACGAAGAGAGAUCGGAGAACGUGGCGAAUAAAGGUGGUUCACAAGUAGAGAGCAGAUGUUCUCCUAGAGGGAUGGAGAAGAGUCCGGCGACUUCUACAGAGCUCAGCAGGAAGGAGCCGGAGGAGCUGUGGCCGGACCCGUGCCAGCCGCAGAGCGACGGUGUUGACAGCACGAGCCAGGCGGACCUGACGGCGGAUUCCCACGGCAAAGCCAACCCGGACGAGAGGAUGGCUUUGAAGGAGCUCGUCUCCAUCGGCAGACCCGUCGGCCGCCAAGACGAGCAGCCCUUUUGUCUACCGGAGAGUUACGAAAGCGCCGAUAAAUCCCGACCCCAGACGAGCUUUUCCAAGCCGGACAGUAGGCAGGGGAAGGCUGGGCUUAACCAGUCUGGCCUUGGGGACUUCUCCAGGUUGGGUGGUUUCCAUCCGCCAGAGGAUCUGGGUGGUUUGAGCUGGGACUUCUCACAGGUGGAGACGCCCAGUAGCACCUACCAGCAACCAGACAGCAGUUUCGGCGUCUACUCGGGCUACGUUUACCAGCCGGGCUCGGGCGCGUACGGUGGCUCUCAGACGUACUGGCAAGGCAAUGGCUACUGGGAUGCGCGAUCGGCGAGCAGACCUUCCGCCGUUAAUUACGAACGAAUUCAAGGGCAAGUCCCGGAUUCGCUGACGGAGGAUCAUGAGGAAUAUGAAGAGGAUGAGCGCUGGGACGACGAGUGCAAACCUCGUUUCCCCAGCCCCUCGGGUAAAUGCCAAGCGCCGGGGCCGAAGGAACAAGGUUCGGUGCAGGCACACGAGAUCAGCAGCAAUUCCACCAAGGAGCCGCUGCCUGGCGGCGAGAAGAAGGAAGAGGCGAAAGCUUCAGAUAAAAACGAUGCGAAAGAGCGAGGCCCGCCAAAAAAAAGACGCCCGGAGUUGGAGAGUGAUUCCGAGAGCGACGUGGACUCGAGGGAGAAGAAGAAGGCGAAUGUGGAGGGGCAAGCGGCGGAGCCGGCGCCGCAGGACUCCUCCAUGGUCGGGCGGUUGUGCAUCAUGGACGAUUUCCGAGACCCACAGCGCUGGAAGGAGUUCGCCAAGCAAGGGAAGAUGCCCUGUUACUUUGACCUCAUUGAGGAGAACGUCUACUUGACAGAAAGGAAGAAGAACAAAUCUCACCGGGACAUCAAGCGGAUGCUGUGCGAGUGUCCCCCCCUCUCCAAAGAAGAGCGAGCGCAGGGGGAGGUGGCCUGUGGAGAAGAUUGUCUGAACCGCCUGCUCAUGAUCGAGUGUUCUUCCCGGUGCCCGAACGGCGACUACUGCUCCAACCGGCGCUUCCAGAAGAAGCAACACGCGGACGUCGAGGUGAUCCUGACCGAGAAGAAAGGCUGGGGGCUGCGAGCCGCCAAAGAUCUGCCAUCCAACACUUUUGUCUUGGAAUACUGCGGGGAGGUGCUGGAUCACAAGGAGUUCAAGGCUCGCGUGAAGGAAUACGCCCGCAACAAGAACAUUCACUAUUAUUUCAUGGCCCUGAAGAAUGACGAGAUAAUCGACGCUACGCAGAAAGGAAACUGCUCUCGGUUUAUGAACCACAGCUGUGAACCCAACUGCGAGACACAAAAGUGGACGGUGAACGGGCAGCUCCGAGUUGGGUUUUUCACCACCAAACUGGUCCCGUCGGGCUCCGAGCUGACGUUCGAUUACCAGUUCCAGAGAUACGGCAAAGAGGCUCAAAAAUGUUUCUGCGGCUCCGCCAACUGCCGGGGGUACCUGGGAGGGGAGAACAGGGUGAGCAUCCGCGCGGCCGGCGGCAAGAUGAAGAAGGAGCGAUCCCGUAAGAAGGACUCGGUGGACGGGGAGCUGGAGGCGCUGCUGGAGAACGGAGAAGGGCUCUCCGAUAAAAACCAGGUCCUCAGCUUGUCCCGCCUCAUGGUUCGCAUCGAAACGCUGGAGCAGAAACUCACCUGCCUCAAACUCAUCCAGAACACGCACUCGCAGUCCUGCCUAAAGUCCUUCCUGGAGUGUCACGGUUUGUCUCUGCUCUGGAUUUGGAUGACGGAGCUGGGCGAUGGCAGAGGGAGCAGCGCUAACAACCUCAAGUUGCAGCUGGAGAUCAUGAAGACGCUCGAGCUCCUGCCCAUCCCCACCAAGAACAUGCUGGAGGAGAGCAAAGUCCUGCCCGUGAUCCAGCGCUGGGCUCAGACCAAGAGCGCGGUGCCGCAGCUCAGCGAAGGGGACGGCUACUCCAGCGAGAACACCUCGCGGGCCCACACGCCGCUCAACACGCCCGACCUCUCCGCCAAGCAGAGCGCGGAGGGUGACACGGACACCCCCAAGAAGCUGGUGUUUCGGAGGUUGAAAAUUAUAAGCGAGAACAGCAUGGACAGUGCCAUCUCGGAUACAACCAGCGAGCUGGAAGGGAAGGAGGGCAAAGAGGACCUGGACCAGCUGGAGGGAGCCGCGAUGGAGGUGGCGGAAGAGCAGCAGCCGCAGCAGGAGAUCAAAACCGCGGUGGACGCGGCGGUGGAGAGCAGCAAACCCCAAACGGCGGAGCUGGAGGCCGAGCCCGAAGCCGAGGUGAAAGAGAGCAACGGCGCCAAGUUAGAAGAGCCCAUCGCGAUGGAGACGCCGUCUCAAGACGAAGAGGAAGGCGUAUCUGACGUGGAGAGCGAGAGGAGCCAGGAGCAGACGGACAAGAUCGUGGACGUGAGCGAUCUGGCAACCAGGCUGCUCGACAGCUGGAAGGAGCUCAAGGAGGUUUAUCGCAUCCCCAAGAAGAGUCAAGCGGAGAAGGAGAACAGUGCCGACCGUGGGAGGGAAACUGCCGGCCACAAGGAUCAGACUCCCACUCCCAAGAACCCCGUCCUGAGCAGAGAGCGGGACCCCGAGCGGCAGAGCCAGAGUAAAGAGAAGAAGAGACGGCGAGACUCGUUGUCCCCUCCGUCCUCAGCGUACGAGCGAGGAACCAAGCGGCCGGAGGACAGGUAUGACACACCAGCAUCUUCAAAGAAGAAAGUCCGCCUCAAGGACCGCAACAAGCUCUCCACAGAAGAGCGCAGGAAGCUCUUUGAGCAAGAAGUCGCCCAACGCGAAGCCCAGAAACAACAACAGCAGCUCCAAAACCUGGGGAUGACGUCCCCCUUGCCCUACGACUCCAUGGGCUAUGGCGCAUCCCACCACAGCUUCAUCGGCUACCCGCCCGGCUACCCCAUGCAAGCCUACGUAGACCCCAGCAACCCCAACGCCGGCAAGGUGCUGCUGCCCACCCCCACCAUGGACUCCAUGUGCUCGCCGGCGCCCUACGAGCACCCGCAGACUUUGGUCGGGCACACGGUAGAACCCACCUUAACUACUCCUCAGCCGGUACCUGUCGUCCAACAUGUAGCAACCCCCAUGGAGGUGACAACCCCGCAGUAUGUAGCGCAAAGUGACGCUGUGGUCCAUCAGGAAGCCAACGUGGCCGUCCUGCCUGUGGCUACAGCGGGAGCGGUGCAGAGCCAGAGCUACGGCGUGUGGGACUCGGCCCAGCAGCCCGUGGCCGUUCCACAGCAGUACUCGCCCGCACAGUCCCAAACGGCCAUUUAUUACCAAGGACAGACCUGUCAGACGGUGUACGGUGUGACGUCCCCCUACUCGCAGACGACCCCGCCGAUUGUCCAGAGUUAUGCCCAACCAAGUCUCCAGUACAUCCAGAGCCAGCAGAUCUACACGGCUCAUCCGCAGGGAGUCAUCGUGCAGCCCCCGACGGCCGUGACCACCAUCGUGGCGGCCGGGCAGCCGCAGCCCAUCCAGCAGCCAGAGCUUGUGGUGACCAAUAACCUCCUGGACUUGCCUCCACCAUCCCCUCCAAAACCCAAAACCAUCGUCCUCCCACCCAACUGGAAAACAGCUCGAGAUCCAGAGGGGAAGAUCUACUACUACCACGUGGUAACGAGGCAAACCCAGUGGGACCCUCCAACCUGGGACAGCCCGGGGGAUGACGCCAGCCUGGAACACGAAGCUGAGAUGGACCUGGGGACCCCAACGUACGAUGAGAACCCCAUGAAGUCUUCCAAGAAAGCCAAGACGGCCGAAGCCGACACGUCCAGCGAGCUGGCCAAGAAGAGCAAGGAGGUGUUCAGGAAAGAGAUGUCGCAGUUCAUCGUGCAGUGCCUGAACCCCUAUCGCAAACCCGACUGCAAGGUGGGGCGCAUCACCACCACCGAGGACUUCAAACACCUGGCGCGCAAGCUGACCCACGGCGUCAUGAACAAGGAGCUGAAAUACUGCAAGAACCCGGAGGAUCUGGAGUGCAACGAGAACGUCAAGCACAAGACCAAGGAAUACAUCAAGAAAUACAUGCAGAAAUUCGGGGCCAUCUACAAACCCAAAGAGGACACGGACCUGGAGUGACCCCCCCGGAUCCACCAGGAAUCGCCCUUUGCCGCCACCAACCUGUGAAUUUAUUAUUAUUAAUUAUUAUUAAUAUUAUUAUUAUUUUUUCAAAAGAAAAAAAAAAAGAAGAGAAACUUCUGUUCCCUACAGCGUGAGGCGGUUUGUGCUGCCGGGGGCGACACAAAGAGAAAAUUGGGCUUCGUUAAGCCGGGUUUUGCUAAACCAGGUUUUGCUAAGCCAGGCUUUGCUAAGCCCAGCUUUGCUAAACCAGGCUUUGCUAAGCCUGGCUUUGCUAAAGCAGGUUUUACUAAGCCGGGUUUUGCUAAACGAGGUUUUGCUAAGCCUGGCUUUGCUAAACCAGGUUUUGCUAGGCCUGGCUUUGCUAAACCAGGUUUUACUAAACCAGGUUUUGCUAAGCCUGGCUUUGCUAAACCAGGUUUUACUAAGCUGUGUUUUACUAAACCGUGUUUUGCUAAGCCAGGCUUUGCUAAACCAGGUUUUACUAAGCUGGGUUUUGCUAAGCCGGGCUUUGCUAAGCCAGGCUUUUUCCGGCUCCUCAACCCCGGCGGUGCUGUCAGACGCACCCCGUGCGUCACCAAGCUCUGUAUUAUAUUUUAACGUAUAUGUGAAUAUAUUGAUAAUUUUUGGUUUUGUUUUGUUUUGUUUUGUUUUCCCGCUUUUAGCCCAAGCCGAGCCGAUCCCACGGGAACACUUUGUAACGAUAGUUUUGGGGUUAUUUUUUGUUGUUUCCGGUUGUUUCCUUGGUUUUAUUUUUUGGGUUCCGCGAGGUUUAAUCCGUUUUCAUGUAAAUACUGCGGAGCGGGGCUGCCCCCGGGUUUCUGGCGGGCCUCGCGCCAUGUUGAUAAGAUUGAUUUUACUGCUUAAAUCAUUUUACUUUAUCCAAUUUUUACGGAACUUUUUAUGUAAAAAAAAAAAAUUAAAAAAAAAAAAAAACACAAAUAAAAGAAAAAUGACAAAAAAUCAA